This is a messenger RNA of Anneissia japonica, 1739 nucleotides long. RefSeq names its product DBH-like monooxygenase protein 1. Gene Ontology annotation, cellular component: secretory granule membrane. Gene Ontology annotation, molecular function: copper ion binding; dopamine beta-monooxygenase activity. Gene Ontology annotation, biological process: norepinephrine biosynthetic process; dopamine catabolic process; octopamine biosynthetic process. The record is from RefSeq and is a predicted model, not a curated record. NCBI's taxonomy places the organism in Eukaryota, Metazoa, Echinodermata, Crinoidea, Comatulida, Comatulidae.
UCCACAUAACUUCCAUUACAUGGUUAUUUUUCACGUAUUCAUCCAGCACUUCGACGCUGUAACGCUGACUAAGUUUGGCAUUAAACAGAAGCAUUGACGCAGUGCAAUUCUUCCAGUGUUUACUCCUAUUGUUGUUCAUACUACAAAUACCCAGUGACUUGCAAUUAUUUUGUCAUUCUCUUACGACUUGUGGGAACCAAUUUUGGUGGUGAUAUUUGCGCUUUAAACAUCAUUAUUAUUAUAAUAUGACCAAGCCUAAAACGAAAUCUCUAAACACGUUGUUGUUUAGUGUUUUGUUGAUACUUUAUGUCAAGGCACAAAACACCAUCAACGAAAAGCAUGCAGUUGUAUUAGACGAAGAAUAUGAAGUCUUGUUAAAGUGGCGAAUUGAUGGAGACGAUAUCUUCAUUGAAAUGAGUGCUAAGACUCAGGGAUACGUUGCUAUUGGAUUUUCUCCAAAUGGUGGAAUGCCUGGCUCUGACAUUGUAGCUGGAUGGGUAAAAGACGGCAAAGCAUUUUUAUCUGAUCGUCACGCCAUAACAUACUCCAAGCCGAAUAUCGACUCCUCUGAAGAUUACGAACUUUUAUACGGAUACGAAAACGGAGGCAAAACAACAAUCGGUUUCAAACGCAAGCUGGAAACGUGUGAUACUAAUGACUACACUAUCACAACUGACACAGCAAGAAUUAUUUGGGCUUUGAACGAUAAUGAUCCUGCUAACCAAGACGAUCUUAUGUACCAUCUCACCUCUCGUGGAGUACGCUCCGUCCUGCUCCUCAAUGCGAAACGAAAACUAAGGGAGCUACCAGCAGAUGCCGGCUUCUUUGAUAUAAACAUGCCCAAUGUUACAGUACCGGAUGACGAGGAUACAACAUACUGGUGUACGGCGUUUGAAGUACCUCAAUUCGAACGACCUGUGCACGUAAUCCGAUACGAUGCUCUUGUUCAAGAGGGUCAUGAAGCUGUCGUACAUCACAUGCUCGUGUAUGGUUGCCGUGGUAAUCUCUCGACCGUUCGUGGUUGGUCAGAUAUUUGUGAAAGGGAAAACAUGCCUCCUGAUCUAUCCAACUGUUGGACAGUAAUAUACGCAUGGGCAAUAGGUGGUGGGUCGUUCGAGUUUCCAGACCACGCUGGUUUCCCACUUGGCGGAGAGAAUGAUCCAACAUUCCUGUACAUCGAAAUGCAUUACGACAAUCCCGCAUUUUCCUCUGGUAAAGAAAAUGGCUUGUCUGAAGACGUCUACGUGUUUGCAGUUAUGCUCCAUGGUCACAUUGCAGCUCAGCAAAUUACUCUCCAGCAGUAUCGUGACGGCAAGCUGAUCGACGAAAUUAGAGAUGAUAACUAUGAUUUCAACCUACAAGAAACACGUGUAGUAGUACCAGAGAGAACAUUCAAACCGGGCGAUGCCUAUGUAGUGACGUGUACGUACAACACAGUUGGUAGAGAAAACAUUACUGUGGGAGGUGAGGGCACGAGCGAAGAGAUGUGUGUAGUAUUCUUGUUUUACUAUCCAAGCCAACCUGAUCUCGCAUACUGCCUUUCCGCAUCGAGUUUUGAGAGUAUCUUUGAAACUUUUGAAAUUCCCUACAACACGGAUGCGGAGGAGGAAAUUUUUGGGUAUACUUACCGAUACCUAACGACACAGGUGAAUUCAGAAAACUUGAGGAAUGGUCUUAGGGUAAUCUCGAACACAGGAAAACGUUACAACUACUGCUACAACGAUCGUAACCAAUAUAUU